Dibothriocephalus latus is the source of this 381-nucleotide messenger RNA. Lineage: Eukaryota; Metazoa; Platyhelminthes; Cestoda; Diphyllobothriidea; Diphyllobothriidae. The record is from the annotation of a GenBank genome assembly.
AUGAAUAGCGUCGUCUCCGACUCUUCCACUACUACUGCUGCCAGCACUAUUUCAGCACCCACCGUCAGUCUCAAGGAUUGCCUGGAAACCUUUACUAAAAAGGAAGACUUGGACGGCGAUGACAUGCCGUUCUGCGAACGCUGCAAGAAACACGCAAAGACUCAGCUUCAAAUCCUGUUCUCAGACCUCCCGGAAAUUCUCAUACUUCGUAUCCUUUUGAAAGCCCCACCAAUUUUGUGUUCUGCUAAACAAGCCGUGUUUCGUGAAUUCCUACGCUUCGACUCCUCCAAUUCUCACAAUAAACGGCGGAAUCUCAUCGACUUCGAUUUCGAGUUGGACUUGGCAAAAUACACCACAAAAGGUAUGUUCUCCAUUCUUUGA